AUGUCUGACCUGGAGAGCACAGUUGGAGCGCCGGUGGUGGCGGGCGAAAGCAAGAAGCGAAAGCGGACAGGCAAAGACAGGAAAGAGGCCAAAGCACUCGCCGAGCAGGCUCAAGCGCGUAUGGCCGAGCUCAUCGCUUCUGCUAAAGAAUCUGAGCCUGUCCCUGCCCCAGUCAUCGCGCAGACCAAAGUGGAGACUGGUGCCGCUGAAGCGGCAAAGGAAUUGAAGGCGCAGGCGGAUGCUGCUGCGGCUGCUGCAUUUGCGGCCGCGGCGGCAGCUAAGCGCGAACCGGAGAGUAUCGCCGGACGGAUACCACAAGGUCUAAAAGCGAUCCAUCCGCUUUUGAAGCAGGCGCGGACAUUCGAGACGCAGCGAUUGAUCAAGAAGGUCCGGUGGUCUAGGAGUAAGGAGGAGGAUGUCACAGAUAUGGAGGCCCAGAUCGCUGCUCUCUCGGACCUUGACCUUCACGACCUCGCCAUCACCCACCUCCGUCAGAAGAUCUCCAAGCACCACCUAUUCAAACAUAAUCCUCUUCCCUCGCCCAUCUCCUCCGCUCUCGAAUCUCCCUCGGCUCCAUCAUCGGCUGAAUCAAGUACCAGCGCCCUGGCCGCUCAGAAAGCCAAAGCCGAGAACCGUCUCGUCAGCGCCAAGCUAGUUGCUGAUGGGAUGAAGGAUAUUCUAGCAUGGGUAGCAGGAGAACCAGGGGCGAGGCUCGUCAGUCGGCCGAUGGCGGCCAAGAAGGAGAAGGAGAGGAAGAAGGGGAAGGGGAUGGAUGAGGGACGGAAGAGGAUGUUGGAGGCUGUUCAGGAUAUUGAUGAGGAGGCUGACGAGGGGAGCGAAGGGGAUGACGAGGGAGAGGAGGGGAUAGGGGGAAUAAUGAUCGGCAGUGGAUCUGAGGGAGAGGAGAGCGAUGGGGAGGUGGAUGAAGAGGGUAUGGCGGCGGACGCGGCGGGAUGGGAGUCUGGGUCGGUGGAUGAUCUAGACUCGGGAGAUGAGGAUGAAGAGGAGGGCUUCGAGUCAGGGUUCGAGACGGACGACUCUGGAGCGAUCAUCCCGGCAAAACGAUCCAAGCCCACACCAUCAUCGACCAAACCCAAAUCUACCCUUGUCCCAGUCCCCACUCCCAAAGCCAACGCCAACGCCAAAUCCGCACCUGGCACCAAACCCGCAAAGCCAACGAAAUCGACCAAGCUCGAGAAGGUUCCCAAGGCCAAACCUCAGAAGCGGGAAGAUAUCACCUCGUCCCUCUUCCUACCCUCGCUGGCGGCCGGAUUCACGAGAGGCGACUCGGACGACUCGGAUCCGGAUAUGGACUUUGAUGCGGAUGGGUCGGGGAUGAUUGGGAAGCAGGGGGCGGAGCGGAAGAACCGCCGAGGGCAACGGGCGAGGCAGGCGAUCUGGGAGAAGAAGUACGGCAAAAACGCCAAACACGUCGUCAAGUCCCGCGAGGCCGACAAUGUCGCGCAGGCCGAGAACAACAUCAAGAACGCGUACGGCAAGCGAGCUGCGGCGGUCGGAGGGGAGUCGGCAACACCGGCUGCGGCGGGCGGGCGGACAGUGGGCAGGCCAGCGGCCACCGCAGCGGCGGUCAGACCGACAACGACAUAUACGCCAAAAUCAGCUCCAGCAGCGGUCUCGGCGUCUGCACCUGCGCCUGUGUCUGCACCGGCGGCAGGUGGGGGACAGGGAUUGCACCCUUCUUGGGAGGCGGCGAGGCGGAAGAAGGCGAUGCUGGCAGCGGCGCCGGCGGCGCAGAAGAUUGUGUUCGAUUAA
Molecule: messenger RNA, 1773 nt
Organism: Dioszegia hungarica
Lineage: Eukaryota; Fungi; Basidiomycota; Tremellomycetes; Tremellales; Bulleribasidiaceae
Product: putative bud site selection-related protein
Exons: 6
Coding region: 1-1773 (590 amino acids)
Biological process (GO): maturation of SSU-rRNA
Cellular component (GO): 90S preribosome; nucleus
Source: RefSeq, a predicted model, not a curated record